AUGUUCCUUCUAAAACAUAGAGAGGCGGACUUGGUGGUGGAGGGGAUGGAGGCUGUAGCAGAAAUGGUAGAAAAAGUGGCAAUGGCGACUGAAGACAUGGCUGAAGUAAUGGAAAAGAAUCUGCCUGAGCAAAGUAAACUUAAGCAAGUGGCUGUGGUUCUGGAACAUAUUUCAGAGGUUGCUGCACACGAAGCACAUCUUACCCACGAUUUUCUUCACAAGGUAGAAAAAGUCGCACAAGAUUUGGAUGAGCUGGAGGCAAUGAUAGAGCAUUUGGUGGACAAAAGUGAGGCAAAUGCUGAAACUAAGCAACAAAAAGGUGACGAAGAAAACUCUGAGCCUUCACGCCACUAA
This is a messenger RNA of Eruca vesicaria subsp. sativa (arugula), 354 nucleotides long. The record is from the annotation of a GenBank genome assembly. NCBI's taxonomy places the organism in Eukaryota, Viridiplantae, Streptophyta, Magnoliopsida, Brassicales, Brassicaceae.